Molecule: messenger RNA, 2719 nt
Organism: Pogonomyrmex barbatus (red harvester ant)
Lineage: Eukaryota; Metazoa; Arthropoda; Insecta; Hymenoptera; Formicidae
Gene: app
Product: Palmitoyltransferase app
Biological process (GO): peptidyl-L-cysteine S-palmitoylation; protein targeting to membrane
Cellular component (GO): endoplasmic reticulum; Golgi apparatus
Molecular function (GO): protein-cysteine S-palmitoyltransferase activity
Source: RefSeq, a predicted model, not a curated record
GCGUUUUCGCAAGUGCGAGCGAGCGAGCACGUCGUCUCGUUGUCGCGCGUCGUUCACUUCGCGACGGGUCCGUGUUUCCAGUAAAUGACGCGCGUUAUCGUCGCCCGCCGGAGACUAAUCGUGACGGGGACGAUGACAGUGGCGAUUUGAAGGGGGAUGCGCCGCCGGUUCUUGGUGAACGGUAAACGUGGCGCACCUCGCGGGCUUCGUCACGGCUGGACAGUGUUCCCGUACGACCCCCGUGAGUGGCCUCGCUGACCCAAUUUCGACCAACGAUCGUGGCCCUUCUGAUCGCGCGGCCACGACCCUUCCUCGUCGAAUCGCCGUUCCGUCCGAGUUCAGUGGCUUUCGGUGACGAAUGACGACGAGAACGACGACAAUGACGACGACAUCGUCGCGCGUAGCGAAUUUUCUUAGGCUAGAACGAGUCCGCAUUCUCGCGCUUUAGUUUUUUUUUUUGUCGAAGAUGCCGUGGACUCCUCGAUUUUAAGAAAAAAAAUACAGUGGCUGAGAAAAAUUAGGUUAAGUCGACGGACGCGAGUUUACCUUCGAUCGUCGACCAAUCGUGGGUAGAGUACGAUCAACAGGCGAUUUUACGACGGGCACAUCGAGUGAGACGGGUGAUAUUGGGAAGUGGUGAAUAAUACAUGGAUGCUGUCGCCGUCGGCUCUGGCAGCUUCCGCAUUCUCACUCGAGGACCAGACGACGCGGCCGAGAUGAGACAUGACUGUCCGAAUCCACGUGCGGAAACGUCGAAGGGACACGAUUAUACCAUUGUGAUAAAUCGCCAGCAGCCUCUCGCCAGGAUCCGUACGUUCAUAUAUGACAGUACAUGAGAGAAGCCUCAAUCUCGAGCAAGAUGCCUCACGUCACGCGAAAGUGGGAAUUGUUCCCGGGCAGGAAUCGCUUUUGUUGCGACGGUAGAGUGAUGAUGGCACCACAGACUGGAGUAUUCUACGUCACCGUGUGCCUCAUCGUCGGGACAAGCGGACUAUUUUUUGGUUUCGAUUGUCCAUAUCUGGCACUACAUGUAACACCAGCAAUACCAGUGAUAGGAGCUCUAUUAUUUAUAUUUGUAAUGUCUGCUCUGUUCCGCACAAGCUUCAGCGAUCCUGGAGUAAUUCCAAGAGCAACACCCGACGAAGCAGCUUAUAUCGAAAAGCAAAUCGAAGUACCGAACAAUGGUAACUCGAAAACAUACAGACCUCCUCCUAGAACGAAAGAAGUCUUGAUUAGAGGACAACCAGUAAAAUUAAAAUAUUGCUUUACAUGCAAAAUAUUCAGGCCACCAAGAGCCUCUCAUUGUAGCCUAUGUGACAAUUGUGUAGAGAGAUUUGAUCAUCACUGUCCAUGGGUUGGCAAUUGCGUGGGCAGAAGAAAUUAUAGAUAUUUUUAUGCUUUUAUAGUAUCUUUGGCAUUUCUUUGUGUUUUUAUAUUCGUAUGUGCAGUCACACAUCUAAUUAUGCUUACAAAAGAUGAUAAGCCGUUUUUAGACGCUGUAAAAUUAUCCCCGAGUAGCGUUAUUGUGGGAGUCGUUUGUUUUUUUUCUGUUUGGAGUAUCUUGGGCCUUGCUGGUUUCCAUACAUAUUUAACUAGCAGUAAUCAAACGACUAACGAAGAUAUCAAAGGAUCUUUCACAAAUAAAAGAGGACAAGAUAAUUUUAAUCCUUACAGUCAAGGAAACAUUUGCGGGAAUUUUUUUUACGUCUUAUGUGGACCAGCUCCACCUAGUUUAAUUGAUCGAAGGGGAAUUGUUACACCUGAAUAUCGCGCCGAGCAUGAACGAGUUACUGAUGAUAAUGUGAUUACUAAUAAUAAGACAUAUGGUACUGCCAAAAUUGUGCAGCCUCAGUCGAACGGUACGACAGUUCAAACGAGUCCCAGUACGGAUCUCACGGGCUCGAUGAACAACUUGAUCAGCGGUCAACAUUCUCCAAGAAUAGAGUCGAUAAACGGUGAGUUGACCCUCUUGAGACACCCUACGCGUUGUCCCGAAGACCUACCAAAAUAUCCGCGCCAGUAUAUAAAUGAUACCUAUGUGCCGCCGUAUCCAGUGCAGCAUUGCUCUCAGGAUUCUGUAAAACAUAUUAAAUACACCGAAGUAGAUCGAUUGAAUCCAGAUUUUCAGAAAUAUCCAUGUAGAUGCGAGGAAGGUCUGCACAAAUAUCCUCAUAGAUGUAGAGAGGAAUAUCAUAGAUGCUCGGAUAAUAAUCUUAUAUAUGACCAGUGUAUAGGGGAUCAAAAAUACGGAAUCGAUCUACAGAAAUAUCCUCAGAGAUACUCCGAGGAUCCUUUGCGUUACAAGAUAAGCGAGAAGAACGGUUAUACCGAUCUGCAAAAGUUUCCUCAAUGCUAUUCUGAGGAUCCAUUGCGACUCUCACAAUCCCCGCAUAUGCUUAAAUAUAACAAUCUGAGGUGUACCGAGCAUAGCUUAAAAUAUCCAAUAACGAAAAACAUUUUGCCGGCACGUAUAUUAGGUACAGGUGGCAUACCGAUUAUCGGACAGACCGCGAUUGGCCUCGUGGUCAACAGAUUCGGUUCCGGACCACUGACCAAUAAUUUAUCAUACACGGAGAACUCGUUAUGUCCGAGCGAUAGUACGGAGGAAGAUCUCUUGAAUCGUCGUUUCAUUAUGAGUUCACUCAGUGAUAAUGAGGAUAUUUAACGUUUAUUAUCAAUCAAUAACGCAUUUUUAAAAUAUAAAAUUCAUUUAUAGUAA